AUGGUCAAGUAUGACAGUUUCUCAUCAAACAUUCACAAGUUAGCUGGAUACAUCUCAUACUCGCGCGGCGCGCACGCCACCACCACGCCGGUUUCGGCCCACGCCGACGAGCUCACGACGCAACCGGCGCCGCCACUGACGCACUCUGACGCGGCGACAAGGGCGACGGCGCCUGCGCCCACGACGACGGGCAAGGCGACCGUGCCGGCGACGACGACGGUGGCGCCGCGGCGCGCGCGCGCGCGGAACUGCACGCCGCCGGCCAUCCAGCAGUUCCCGCGGCCGCUGAUGGGGCCUGCCGCGCGCAAGGACGGCGGCCUCAUCCUGCACAUCAUCGUCGCCGUCUACACCUUCCUGGGGCUCGCCAUUGUCUGCGACGACUACUUCGUCUCCUCGCUAGACCGCAUCUGCGAGGAGCUGAAGCUGUCCCCCGACGUGGCGGGUGCCACCUUCAUGGCCGCCGGGUCAUCUGCGCCAGAGCUGGCCACUGUCGUCAUCGGUGUCUUCUUCGCCAAAGACGACAUCGGUGUUUCGGGCGUGAUCGGCUCGGCCGUCUUCAACAUCAUGUUCGUGAUCUCGGUGUGCGCGCUGUGCGCCGGCGCCACGCUGCACCUCAACUGGUACCCCAUGGUGCGCGACUGCAUUUUCUACUCUCUCGCCAUCCUCAUGAUGCUCGUCUCCAUCUACAAUGAAAGCAUUACCUGGAUCGAGUCCUUCACGAUGCUGGUGAUGUAUGGCGCAUACUGUGUGGUGCUGCACUACAAUGCACGACUGGAGCGCUGGGCCCAGACACUGCCAGUACCCUGUCGUGUGCAGGCUCCAGAAGAGGAGUCUGCACUCGUAUCUUACCGACAUCUAGAGGAGGAUCGCUCACGCCGACCAUCUUAUACCAGCCCACAGCAGUCAAUGGACAAGCAGCAACUGAGCUUCAGUACAACGAAUCAGGGACAGUCACCAAUUCAGCAAGAGUACUCAACUGACAUGGAGAAAGGACCAACUCCACAGCAGCAGGAGUUGCAGCAGCCAACAGGAGGGCCACCACCUGUGCCUCCACCUCCAGCAGCAAUCCCACCAACCACUGACUACUACAAACCUAAGGACUACAAUGUUCCUGAUGUUUCUCCAUUAGUUAUGCCGACUGAUGCAGGAAUGUGGGAAAAGAUUUCAUGGGGAGUAACUUUACCCAUCCAUGCAUUCUGUCGCGCAACCAUGCCAGACUGCAGGAAAGAGAAAUGGCGUCACUGGUACCCUUUUACAUUCCUCGUGUCAAUGGUUUGGAUCUCAUUUUACUCUUACAUAAUGGUCUGGAUGAUCACAAUUAUAGGUAGUACACUUGGGAUACCAGACACAGUGAUGGGUCUGACUUUCAUGGCAGCUGGCGUUAGUGUCCCUGAUGCACUCUCCAGCUUGGCAGUUGUCAAAGAAGGGUAUGGUGAUAUGGCAGUUUCAAAUGCAGUGGGCAGUAAUGUGUUUGAUAUACUGAUCUGUCUUGGGCUUCCAUGGUUUAUGCAGACUGCAAUUAUAAAUCCAGGUAGCACAGUUAAUGUCUAUAGCAAAGGUCUUACAUACUCAACUUUGUCUCUGCUGUCAACUGUUGUAUUUCUAGUGGUUACAACCCAUCUUAAUGGUUGGAAACUUGACAAGAAGUAUGGUGUCAUUCUGAUGGUAUGGUAUUUGUUGUUCAUCACUUUCGCCAGUUUAUAUGAACUUAAUGUAUUUGGGUAUAUGAACCCACCAGAAUGUCAUAGUGACUUCUGAAUUCAGUUUCCUAUAGCAUUACAGCUUUGCAAAACGCUGAAUUGUUAUAAAAUACAGAUGUGUUCAGAAUUAACUGUCAGAGAUGGGAGGUGUCUGGCAUGUAAGAAACUAAAUAUAUGAUCUGUUUAAUUUAAAUAGGAAUAGAGUCUUGUAUUGAGUAUUUAAGAAUGAAUGGUAAAUGUUGUUUACUUUUUUAAAUGACAUAGAGGCUGUAAGAGUUGUUUACUCUUAAUAAUUUAUACCAAGUUGAAGAGCCACUCUUGUGCAUAGAUAAUAGAAAAAUUAUAUAGCAGAAAAGCCAUCUGAUGACUAUUCAUUCUUAAGCUUCCAAAUGAGACAGAAUAAGAAUGAUGAUUGCUUUGGCCUAAUUCUGCAGCAACUUCAUAUUGUGCCGAAAUUUUGUGUGUGUGUGUGUGUGUGUGUGUGUGUGUGUGUGUGUGUGAUCUUGUUGUAUGGCUCUGUGUUGUCUUUUUGCUGACAAUUAUAUUACAAAGUCACACUGUGUGUUCAAGUGUGUUAACAAACUGUAACACAAGCCAUAAAUGCUUAGACAUAGAACUUGAAAACUUUUUGAUGUACCAGUUCACUGACAGCAUUGGCUAAUGAAGCUGACAGCCUGCAUCAUCUGAAAAAAUUGUAUCACUUACUAGGCAAUUUUUCAAUGUGUAAAAAACAAAAUAUUUUGUAAAGAUGUUAUAAAACCAGGACACACAACUGAACAAAUGUUUGGGAAGUGAUAGUGUUGUUUAUAAUAAUGAUAUACAUGUUAUUUGAUGGUUUCUGACAGUUUAUCACAAGAAGAUUGAUUUGAAACAAAUAACACACAGAGCUAUAUGGCUCUUAUCUCGCACAUAAGCUGUUACUGUUGGAAAUACUAUUUAAAGAAAAAAUACAAAAAAAAUUGGAUAUUUUUGAGGUUAGUUGGUUGUUGAUGUAAAUACAAAGAAAAACUGUAGAACUAAUUUGAUAUGAAGUGUGAGAAUGACAGGAUAGAUUUUGUUUAGAAAAAGAUAUGUGGUCAAAUAAACUGUAUGUACAACAUAUGACAAUAAUUAAAGCCUUAUUGUAAUACUUGUCCUGUUACCUUAAAGCUUAUACAAAAGAGUAAUCUAGCUUCUAAUGUACAAGUGUUUUAGAUUUUAGCUCACUCAGACAUGAACAGAAAAAUUCUAGCUCAUGUGAUAUACAACCUGUAAAUUAUUGUGAAUCUUUAUUUUCUAGAAGAGCUGCAUUUAUAAUACAAGGCCACCAAAAUCCAUUUGUUUCCAGGUACCUUUCCUUCACAACUAAUACAAACAAGAAACUAUCUGAUCUAAUAUGACAAAAGAGCUCUACUAAUUUAGGUAUUUCUGUGGGAAACACAUGGCUAAUAACUGCAGAUUUAAUUGUGCUUGUUAAGACUGAACAUCAUGUAGACACCUUUUCUGUGGUUGGGUUUCUGCUUACACUAACAUGAAUAUAAGAGCAUUUGCUGUACAUCUGGAAAACUGAGUGAGAUAUUUGUAAACUAAAAAAAAAUCACAUUGUUUAACUUUGUUCUUAUUUUUGAGAGUCUGAAUAACUGUUGUUUCUUAUUAACCACAUAAAUGUGGCAAAAGCAUAUGUGUGACAUAUUGUAUGCCACCAAAAAUACAGUUCACUGUUAACCUGACAGAGAAACGAAAUUAAAUUCUAACACUAUUCAAGGACUAUAUAAUUCAAAUGUCAAAAUUAACUGUGUAAUUACUUUUGUAAGCUAAGCCAAACAAUGAAGGAAAACACAUUCGAUUAAUUUCAGUUGUGCUCUCAGGCUGUUCUGUCAUGUAUUGCUCAAAUAAUAGUUCACAAAAUGAUUCAUGUCAUAGAAAAACAACUACUUAAAAUGUGCUUUUAUGAUACCCUAUGCAACAAUAACAGUCAUGUUAAAGAAAGAAACAAAACAGUUGAGAACCACAUUCCUUUUGUAUUCUGUAUUCUUUGUGCUCUCAGUUCCACAGCUAAUU
This is a messenger RNA of Schistocerca piceifrons (Central American locust), 3740 nucleotides long. RefSeq names its product probable sodium/potassium/calcium exchanger CG1090. NCBI's taxonomy places the organism in Eukaryota, Metazoa, Arthropoda, Insecta, Orthoptera, Acrididae. Gene Ontology annotation, molecular function: calcium, potassium:sodium antiporter activity; calcium channel activity. The record is from RefSeq and is a predicted model, not a curated record. The transcript is spliced from 10 exons. Gene Ontology annotation, biological process: intracellular calcium ion homeostasis; calcium ion transmembrane transport. Bases 1 to 1758 code for a protein of 585 amino acids. Gene Ontology annotation, cellular component: membrane.